Messenger RNA from Megalobrama amblycephala (Wuchang bream), 611 nucleotides. RefSeq names its product ladderlectin-like. Gene Ontology annotation, biological process: cellular response to molecule of fungal origin. The coding region runs from base 192 to 518 and encodes 108 amino acids. The transcript is spliced from 5 exons. NCBI's taxonomy places the organism in Eukaryota, Metazoa, Chordata, Actinopteri, Cypriniformes, Xenocyprididae. Gene Ontology annotation, molecular function: (1->3)-beta-D-glucan binding. The record is from RefSeq and is a predicted model, not a curated record.
AGCAGGUGCUGAUAAACAAACUCUCCUUCACUGUAUAAGAAGAGAAACCAGGGCUCCACAAAGCAACAUUGACACUGAUCUACUGAACUGGUUUGUGUCACAUAAAUACUGAACCAUGUAAACGUUGUAAUAAUUAUUAGUGUAUAAUUCUGUUUUAAAUCUAGCAGAGUUCCAUUGUUCUUUGAGAAACUAUGGCGGUCUGGACUGUCUAUUUGUCUCUCUGUCUUCUCAUAGCUUUGAGUGCUUCAGAGGAAACGUAUCCUGUUGGAAAUAAACGCUGUAGCGAGUGUAAGGAAGGAUGGGCUUCCUAUGAAUGCAGAUGCUUCAAGUUUUUCAGUAACCUUCAAACGUGGGCUGGAGCCGAGAAAACCUGUUUGGACUAUGAUGGGAACCUUGCUUCUGUACACAGUCAUGAGGAGUACAUGUUUCUACAGAACCUGGUUAGAUACGAAACUCAGGGCGCACCGCGUACCUGGAUCGGAGGCUAUGAUGCUGCUGAGGAGGGACUUUGGUUCUGAAGUGAUGGAACCAGAAUGAACUAUCAAAUAUGGUCGCCAGGACAACCCGAUAACUAUAACAAUGAGCACUGCCUUGAGAUGAACCAUGACAGU